Messenger RNA from Aedes aegypti (yellow fever mosquito), 3334 nucleotides. It is a transcript of the gene Ucp4A, whose product is annotated as mitochondrial uncoupling protein 4. The record is from RefSeq and is a predicted model, not a curated record. Bases 927 to 1886 code for a protein of 319 amino acids. The transcript is spliced from 5 exons. Lineage: Eukaryota; Metazoa; Arthropoda; Insecta; Diptera; Culicidae. Gene Ontology annotation, cellular component: mitochondrial membrane. Gene Ontology annotation, biological process: mitochondrial transport; response to cold.
AGUCGCUUCAGUCUCUUCGUGAAUGUGCAUCCGAGUGGUUUGUUUCGGCUGCGGAGUGCCCGUUGUGUGUUGUUUUUAUUUGUGUCACGAACAACCGUCAUGUUGUUUUUCUGCUGCUUCAGCCAUUAGCAGCUUUCAGUGCGGAAACUCCGGAAGUAGCCACUAAACUCUAGUAGUGCACAUCACAUCAGCAGGACCACAUAAAAUGGCAAUUAUCGAACAAUACGUGUUGAUUAUCAAUCUGAGGAAAAGUUUUCUGAUAGACUUCUUUUAGGCUUGCCCGAGCCCUUUCUUUUGAAAGCAGUGAUUUUUCUUUUUGUUGUGUUGGGUUUCUCUUGAUUUUGUAUCGAUGCUCCCGGGAAGGCAGAUCUAAGUGCGAAGGGGAAAAUCUGGGAUGAAUCCCGUGGUCCAGUUGCCUGUAGAUGUACAACGAUUGCUAGUAACAGGAGCAGCAGCAGAUUCGCAUCCGGUGGGCAGCUACGUGGAAAGAAGUCGAUAGUUGUAAAUGGUAUCAGUUAUGUAAUUGUGGUUCCUUGCCCGAGAUCGCUUCAAUGUGGAGAAAGAGCUAUUUGCAGACAGCACUCCACGACACAUUCAAGCUAAAUUGCAGGCCGUGCAAUAGCAGCACACAACGCCUAUCGCUUACCAUCAGCAGCUACCACCCUUGUCCUAUCUUCUUCCUACCUGCUGCACCAUAUCACCCCUCUGCAGACGUUGUCACCGAACCGGAUAGCAACCUCGUUUCUGGUGUUCCAUUUUGAUGCUUGAUGGUGUUGUUUGGCUGUGGAAGUUGAUCAGCUGGAUAAACAGUCGGAGGAUCAAGAAACUCAGACUACCUGAAACUAUCUGAAUUUGAUUAAAAAGCCGAGAAACCCGAUCCGGAAGUUGUCGGCAGCAGCAGUAGCAGUACACCGGCCGCCGCCACGAUGCAGCAAUCCACGCGAACCGAGAUGCGCCCGGUCAAGUACCACUACGCGGACUCGUUCUGGUGCACCUAUUUGAUCUCGGUGUUCGCGGCCAGUAUUGCCGAAACGGUCACGUACCCGCUGGACCUCACCAAGACCCGGCUGCAGAUCCAGGGCGAAGCCACAGCCGUAACCGGUGCAAUCAAGAAGCUCAAAUAUCGCGGAAUGCUAGCAACCGCUAGUGGUAUUAUUCGCGAAGAAGGAGCUCUCAAGCUAUGGCAGGGCGUUACACCGGCUCUCUAUCGUCACAUUGUUUACAGUGGAGUCCGAAUCGUCACGUACGAUAAUCUACGGAAGAAACUUCGCAACGGCAACAACGACUUUGCACUGUGGCAAUCGGCCCUGGCUGGGGUUGGAGCCGGUGGUUUGGCCCAAUGGCUAGCCUCUCCGGCCGAUUUGGUCAAGGUGCACAUCCAAAUGGAGGGCAAACGUCGCUUGUUGGGUUUGGAACCGCGCGUUCAUGGAGCGGCCCAUGCAUUCCGGGAAAUUGUAAGCCGCGGAGGAAUCGCCGGCCUGUGGAAGGGUAGCGUUCCGAACGUUCAACGGGCAGCUUUGGUCAACCUGGGUGAUUUGACCACGUACGAUACGGUUAAGCGAUUCGUGAUGAAGAAAUCCGGACUGCCCGAUUGCCAUUUGGUGCACAUUAUUUCUUCGAUUUGCGCAGGGCUGGUCGCGGCCACGAUGGGCACCCCAGCCGAUGUAGUCAAGACUCGUGUGAUGAAUCAACCGACGGACAUAAAUGGAAAGGGACUUCUCUACAAAGGAUCGCUGGAUUGUCUACAGCAAACCAUUGGAAAGGAAGGGUUCUUUGCUCUGUACAAAGGAUUCCUCCCAGUUUGGAUCCGCAUGGCGCCUUGGUCACUUACUUUUUGGCUUUCUUUCGAGCAGAUCCGCACUAGUCUGGGUGCUGGUGGUUACUAGGCCGUGUCAGUAUCAGACAGGCGUUUGAUAGGUUCUACAACUGUUAGUAAGUAUAAUUUUAUCAACAUUUGAAGCGCAAUCUGCUCUUUCAUUGUCCGAUUGGGACGCAAUUCAUAGUUCAGUCGCACACGUAAUUCACUCGAUUUGCGAUAGAAGGCACAAAUGUACAGUUCUAUUUAGCACAAUGCAGUUUUUCAAUUAAGAGCCCAAUUUGAACGACUUAAAAAUAUACGAAAAAGCAGAACAAAAUUAUAUCUACUGAAGAGUGCCAUCGAAAUUCAAGAGCUUCGGAUUAUUCUUUUUGAGCAUACAAAGUUCUUCUUUGUUCUCUAACACUGGAUUAGUUGUAUACUGAAACCACUAGGCUAAAACAUAUCCUUUGCGUGAGACUAUUUACUCUAUCGGAAUCAUACGUUGGUUGAGGGAGGACUAUAAUUUUGAUCUGUGAUUUAGUCGAUAGUAGCCACUAGGUUUAAGCGUACAUUCAACCAACUAAGUUAGAUUGAUUUUGGUACCGGAGGUAGUUCACGCUCGGAAGCUGCAGCGGCGGCUUAUGCUUCUCAUAAGAAAUUCACACAUUCUCUCAAAGCAACCAUCUCGGAUUUAGUCACGCGUCAUCACAGUCAGUCAAAUAACACCAAUGAUACAUUUGACAAGACGCAAACAACGCCUCAGGGAAGCCUUUUUCAACUAACCAACCUGUCGCCCUUUGGUGCAAUUUUUAUUGUGCCCUGGGUCCCAUCUUGAAUUCUCCCACGACAGAAGUUCAUCCAUUAUCCAACCAUUUUCGAAUAUAGGGUACCACCUUUGCGAAGAGACUUAAAAAACGAUACCUUCAAUUGUAACAUUUGUUUGACUACUUAUCGUUUCUAAUUAAGUAACAGACACUACGGACAAGUGAACAUUCUCUGCGUGUAACAAACCACGAAAGAGAAAACUUUUCAUCUAGACCGCCUUGUUCUACACAUAAUAAUGCUUAAUACUAUACAUGCGUAGGAUAACCUGCUACCUAUAAUCGACACGUGACAAUACCAAAUUUUAUCAUGUUCCCAUUUCCGAAAGAAUCGUAGUUCAUCCUCAAAAGCGAAUAAAAUAGAAAAAAAAGAUUCCAUUCUGGUACAACGAUAAGAAGCACUGACGAAACAGACGAAUCGUGCAUCAUGACCACAGACUGGCCAAGCAGAAGGUGCAGUCGCUCUGUUACGUCCCUAAACUUAAAAUAAUUUCUAGUGUUAUACAACCUACUAACUGCAAACCACAUACCCAAUCCCCCAAUAAUGAUCAAAAGACACGAUCUGGCAGGAAGCUCGCUAAACUGUAUUAGUCUUUGGGAAAGGUUCGUCCCGCUGUUAGGAAGUUGUGUAUUUGUCGUUUUGCAGGUUCAGAAACCAAUGCUCAUGUGUAGGCGAAAAGUGUGUUUGAAUGAAUAAACAUUUUCGAUAAGCAGA